CCAGAACAACGGUGACGGCACCUUCACUGAUAUUUCUGACGCUGUUGGGCUUCGGCAAUCCAGCUCGUACGCGGUUGGUAGAGGUGUCGCGGUUGGGGAUUACGAUGCCGAUGGCGAUUUGGAUCUCUUUAUCGUCAAUAGUGGUGGGAAACCGAUGUUGCUCCGAAACGACGGUGGGAACCAACAGCAGUGGCUUCAGAUUCGCACGGUCGGCACAGUGAGCAAUCGGGACGGUGUUGGCGCGCUUGUGAAGGUGAGUGCUGGCGAUCUUCAUCAGAUUCAACAGGUGGCGGCAGGAGACAGUUAUCUUUCACAGAGCAGCCUUGAUGUCGAGUUUGGGCUUGCGCACCACAAGAUAGUGGAUCGAAUUGUUAUUCGGUGGCCGAGUGGCAUUGUGCAAACGUUGACCGAUGUGCGAGCGAAUCAGCGGCUUGUUGUGGUUGAGAGUGCGGAGUGACGCGAAAAAUCUUGCAAUUGCAAUGUGAAUAUGUUAUUUUUAACAUGUUUACGUUUUUUACAAUUUUUUACAAUAAGGAGAAAAAUAUGCGACGAAGUUUAUUUUUGAUCGUUUUGCUUGCCGUAUAUGUUGCGGUAACGGUCGUCCACGAUGCAAGUGCUGCCGAAGAGAUUCGGGUAUGGGGCGGCAAAGUGGACGAUUUCAAGGAUUCCGACGGCCGCAUCUGGCACGGUGGGCAGAAUGAGAAGAAGGAGUGGGGCGGAUGGAUUGAAAAACUUCCGCGGAUUGCUGAAGUCCAAAACCUCACGAAAGAUGCCGAAAAACUGGCGAAGAAAGAAGGGUACGAUAAGGAGCUUUUCUAUGCCGUCAGCUGGGCAUCGUUCCCUGAUGUCGUCAAGGUAGAUUUAAAUACCGGUAAAGGCACUUUUAAUGUUACCUAUCUCGUGGGUGAGCAUUGGUCACCGAACAAUCGCGGUUUCGAUAUUAUUAUCGAAGACGAGAUUGUUGAAGAAGAGUAUGUGACACCCGGUAAUAACGAGAUAGAUAUUAUACGAUAUGAAGGCAUUGAAGUUAAAGACAAGGUCAUGAGUCUUGAAUUUGCUGGCAAUCCGAAGACAGGUGCUGGAGAUCUCAACGCGAUGUUUAGUGGGAUAGAGGUAAUCCCCGCAUUAGCCGUUGACCCGAAGGCGAAACUCACGACAACGUGGGGUGCGCUGAAAGACAAUCGUCAGUAA
Geodia barretti is the source of this 1191-nucleotide messenger RNA. The record is from the annotation of a GenBank genome assembly. NCBI's taxonomy places the organism in Eukaryota, Metazoa, Porifera, Demospongiae, Tetractinellida, Geodiidae.